Messenger RNA from Molossus molossus (Pallas's mastiff bat), 4000 nucleotides. RefSeq names its product protocadherin 8 (gene PCDH8). The coding region runs from base 198 to 3413 and encodes 1071 amino acids. The transcript is spliced from 3 exons. The record is from RefSeq and is a predicted model, not a curated record. Gene Ontology annotation, molecular function: calcium ion binding. Gene Ontology annotation, biological process: homophilic cell-cell adhesion. NCBI's taxonomy places the organism in Eukaryota, Metazoa, Chordata, Mammalia, Chiroptera, Molossidae. Gene Ontology annotation, cellular component: plasma membrane.
GGAGAGGUGUAGAGUGAGGGUAGGUCCGCCUCGCGUCCUCAGAGCCCGCUGGAGCCUUGGAGCUGCAGCUUGCAGACUUCUCCCCCACCGGGCUGGCAAAAAGCGUGCUCCGAGGAGCGUGGGACUCCCGUCCGGACCUGCAAACCUGAGAGGAAUCUUUUCUUCAGCCUUUUGGAAUAACACUUGGAGCUAGCGGCAUGAGUCCUGUAAGGCGGGUGGGUAGCCCCUGCCUUUUACCUUUGCAACUCUUCAGCCUCUGCUGGGUACUCUCAGUGGCCCAGAGCAAGACAGUGCGAUACAGCACCUUCGAGGAGGACGCCCCUGGCACGGUCAUCGGUACCUUGGCUGAGGACCUGCAUAUGAAAGUGUCCGGAGAUACAAGCUUCCGCCUGAUGAAGCAGUUCAACAGCUCGCUGCUGCGUGUGCGCGAGGGUGACGGGCAGCUGACCGUCGGGGACGCGGGCCUGGACCGCGAGCGGCUGUGCGGCCAGGCCCCACAGUGCUUGCUGGCCUUCGACGUUGUCAGCUUCUCGCAGGAGCAGUUCCGGUUGGUGCACGUGGAGGUGGAGGUGAGGGACGUCAACGACCACGCACCACGCUUCCCACGGGCCCAGAUCCCCGUGGAGGUGUCCGAGGGCGCAGCCGUGGGCACACGCAUCCCCCUGGAGGUGCCGGUGGACGAGGACGUGGGCGCCAACGGGCUGCAGAGCGUGCGCCUCGCGGAGCCACAUAGCCCCUUCCGCGUGGAACUGCAGACUAGAGCGGACGGCGCCCAGUGUGCUGACCUGGUGCUGCUGCAGGAGCUGGACCGCGAAAGCCAGGCCACCUACAGCCUGGAGCUGGUGGCCCAGGACGGCGGCCGCCCGCCUCGCUCUGCUACGGCCUCCCUCAGCGUGCGCGUGCUGGACGCCAAUGACCACAGCCCGGCUUUCCCGCAGGGUGCCGUGGCCGAGGUGGAGCUGGCAGAGGACGCUCCAGUGGGCUCGCUGCUGCUCGACCUGGACGCCGCUGACCCCGACGAGGGCCCCAAUGGUGAAGUGGUGUUCUCCUUCGGCGCCCGCACCCCGCCCGAGGCGCGCAGGCUUUUCCGCCUCGACCCGCGCUCGGGACGCCUCACCCUCGCGGGACCCGUGGACUACGAACGCCAGGACACCUACGAACUAGACGUGCGGGCGCAGGACCGUGGCCCCGGGCCUCGAUCCGCCACCUGCAAGGUCAUCGUGCGCAUCCGCGACGUCAAUGACAACGCGCCAGACAUCGCUAUCACCCCGCUGUCUGCCCCGGGCGCGCCUGCCGCCUCGCCCUUCGCCGCCGCCGCUGCCGCCGCCGCCGUUCUCGAGGGGGCGGACACGACCUCAUCUACCGGGCCCGGGAUGCCAGAGGGUAGUGCUAUCUCGCUGGUGCCAGAGGGGGCGGCGCGUGAGAGCCUGGUGGCUCUGGUCAGCACCUCGGACAGGGACUCAGGCGCCAAUGGGCAGGUGCGCUGCGCCCUCUACGGGCACGAGCACUUUCGGCUACAGCCGGCCUACGCGGGCAGCUACCUGGUAGUGACCGCCGCAUCCUUAGACCGCGAGCGAAUUGCCGAGUACAACCUGACGCUGGUGGCGGAGGACCGCGGUGCGCCCCCGCUACGCACCGUACGGCCCUACACAGUGCGCGUGGGUGAUGAGAAUGACAAUGCUCCACUCUUCACGCAGCGGGUCUACGAGGUGUCAGUGCGCGAGAACAACCCGCCUGGCGCCUACUUAGCCACCGUGGCUGCCCGGGACCCAGACCUGGGCCGUAACGGCCAGGUUACCUACCGGCUCCUGGAGGCUGAGGUGGGCCGCGCUGGGGGCGCCGUGUCCACCUACGUCUCAGUGGACCCGGCUACCGGGGCUAUCUACGCGCUGCGCAGCUUCGACUAUGAGACGCUGCGCCAGCUCGACGUGCGCAUCCAGGCGAGCGACGGCGGCAUCCCUCAGCUCUCCAGCAGCGCCCUGGUGCAAGUGCGGGUGCUGGACCAGAACGACCACGCACCGGUUCUGGUACACCCGGCACCCGCCAACGGCUCUCUGGAAGUGGCAGUCCCCGGGCGCACUGCAAGGGACACUGCUGUGGCGCGCGUGCAGGCCCGGGACGCGGACGAAGGAGCUAACGGGGAGCUGGCAUUCGACCUCCUGCAGCAGGAGCCGCGAGAAGCCUUCGCCAUCGGCCGCCGCACGGGGGAGAUCGUACUCACCGGCGAUCUCUCGCAGGAGCCGCCGGGCCGUGUGUUCCGGGCGCUACUGGUCAUAUCUGACGGCGGGCGUCCCCCGCUCUCUACUACUGCCACAGUUAGCUUCGUGGUAACAGCAGGCGGCGGGCGUGGGCUGGUGGCUCCCGCCAGUGCCGGGAGCCCAGAGCGCUCUCGCCCACCCGGCUCGCGGCUCACGGCGUCGGGGCCAGCGCUACAAUGGGAUACGCCGCUGAUCGUCAUCAUCGUGCUGGCCGGGAGCUGCACGCUGCUGCUGGCCGCUAUCAUCGCCAUCGCCACUACCUGCAAUCGCCGCAAGAAGGAGGUGCGCAAAGGGGGGCCCCGCCGGGAAGAGCGGCCCGGGGCGGCGGGCGGCGGCGCCUCGGCUCCUGGCUCCCCGGAGGAGGCCGCCCGGGGAGCCGGGCCCAGGCCCAACAUGUUCGACGUGCUCACCUUCCCUGGCAGCGGCAAAGCGCCAUUUGGCAGCCCCGCGGCCGACGCGCCCCCGCCCGCGGUCGCGGCGGCCGAAGUGCCGGGCUCGGAGGGCGGCAGCGCCACGGGGGAAAGCUCCUGUCACUUCGAGGGGCAGCAGCGGCUCCGCGGCGCGCACGCCGAGCCCUACCGUGCCUCCCCUGGCUUCGGAAAGGAGCCGGCGCCCCCUGUGGCGGUCUGGAAAGGACACUCUUUCAACACCAUCUCUGGCCGAGAAGCAGAAAAGUUCAGUGGCAAAGAUAGCGGCAAAGGGGACAGUGAUUUCAACGACAGCGAUUCUGACAUCAGCGGGGACGCUCUGAAAAAGGAUCUAAUCAACCACAUGCAGAGUGGACUGUGGGCAUGCACGGCUGAGUGCAAGAUCCUGGGCCAUUCUGACCGCUGCUGGAGCCCAUCAUGUGGAGGGCCCAACACACAUCCUUCAGCUCACCCACCAGCCCAGAUGUCAACCUUCUGUAAGAGUACGUCGCUACCUAGGGAUCCUCUGCGCAGAGACAAUUACUACCAGGCCCAGCUGCCCAAGACAGUGGGGCUGCAGAGCGUCUACGAGAAAGUGCUGCACAGAGACUAUGACAGGACGGUCACUCUGCUUUCCCCUCCUCGUCCUGGGAGGCUCCCAGACUUGCAGGAGAUUGGGGUGCCCCUCUACCCAUCCCCCCCUGGCAGGUACCUUUCCCCAAAGAAGGAAGCCAAUGAAAAUGUGUAACCCCAUGCUGCAUGAUGUCUUCACACAUAUACAGGUCACUCUGAGAAAUCCCUAAGUUAUUGACCAGUUUCAGUGUUGUAUAUAUAAAUAUGCAAGAUGUGCCUUAAAAUGAAGUUGUUGGAAGCUAUUUCCAAUCACAUUGGUACUGUUUGGUAUUUGCAAACAAAAAUGUAGUUAAUGUAAUUUUUAUGAAAUGUGUCGUAUUUAAUUUUUCUUAUGCUAUUGACUUUAAUUUCACUUGCAGCUUGCCAUUUUCUUAGUGUUUUUAACCUGUACAUUGUGUAAUGUAAUGUUUGUAUAUAAUGAAAUUUUGUUAUAUUUUUAUAUAAUAAAAGCUAAAGUGGAAGUUAUUGCCAAAGGAAAUGUCUAUAAGACAAAAAGCAAAACAUGUUGGAAUUACUUAUUGGAAAUUUAUCUUUUACCUGAAACAACCUAGUGUUUGAGAAGUUUUGCCUUGCCAAGUAUAACUUGUAUAUCUUGAGUCUGUGGUAGAUUUCAAGUUCAAUGUUAUUUAAUUACAUUUGGUUUUCUGUAAACCGUGUCACUUAUAAGCACAGUAAUAAAGGAUUUGUCAUGUGUUUGAAGAA